AUGGACACCAAAUUUAUCGCAUCAUACGAGCCUAAAGGCACUACGCCAGACCUGAGACUCGUGGACGGGUCCGUCCGGGCAAUCCAUGAUAGUGAACUGCUUAUUCGAGUCGUCGCUAGUGGCAUUUGUCACACUGACCUCAUUUUCGCCACUUGGCCUGCCGACCAGAUUCCAUAUCCCAAAGUAUUAGGACACGAGGGUGCUGGUGUUGUAGUGGAAGCAGGAUCCAAGGUUACCAAAGCUCGCCCAGGUGACUUUGUCCUUCUCUCGUUUCACAAUUGUAAAGACUGCUAUGACUGCAAAGAGGGCCAUCCGUCCUUUUGUAGCAAGUUCGUGGAGAUUAAUUAUGGCGGCGAGGAUGCAACAUAUACAGCAAAUGGCACCGGCUUACGUGGCAACUUCUUUGGACAAUCGUCGUUUGCUGAACUGGCAGUUGUCAAGGAAACGUCUGUUGUCAAUGUUACCAACAUCAUCGAGACUGAAGAGGAGUUGAAGUUAUUCGCACCACUUGGCUGUGGAUUUCAGACUGGUGCGGCGACAGUUGAAAACGUUGCCAGAGCUAAUGAGAAGGACAGAGUCGCAGUCAUAGGUCUUGGUGGCGUCGGAUUGGUCUCUAUAAUGACAGCAAAGAUGCAGGCUUGUGAGACCAUCAUUGGUAUUGAUCGUGUACCAGAGAGACUGGAACUAGCCAAGGCCCUCGGAGCGACUCAUGUAAUCAACACAUCGGAUGAGAACAUUGACAUCAAAGAGGAGAUCCAAAAAGUCACUGAUGGAAGAGGCUCUAGCAUAACGAUUGACACGACAGGGAACAUGGGCCUCAUCAAAGCAGGUCUGGAGUUUACUUCCAACAGAGGUCAAUUGAUAUUUAUUGGAGUACCACCACUUGAUGCCAUGAUGGAUCUUCAUCUUGUCACAUUCUUGCAGACCGGGAAGGUUAUUCGCGGAACGAUUGAAGGCGAUGCUAUCCCUGGCGAGUAUCUACCCCGAAUGGUACAGUGGUAUCGAGAAGGCAAACUACCAAUCAAUAAGCUUGUCAGCUAUUACAAGCCAGAAGAUUUUGAGACUGCUCUGAACGAUAUGAAAGUUGGCAAAACAGUGAAACCAGUUAUUGUCUGGUAG
Molecule: messenger RNA, 1119 nt
Organism: Fusarium subglutinans
Lineage: Eukaryota; Fungi; Ascomycota; Sordariomycetes; Hypocreales; Nectriaceae
Product: zinc-containing protein
Exons: 6
Coding region: 1-1119 (372 amino acids)
Molecular function (GO): oxidoreductase activity; zinc ion binding
Source: RefSeq, a predicted model, not a curated record